This is a messenger RNA of Oryza sativa Japonica Group (Japanese rice), 2325 nucleotides long. NCBI's taxonomy places the organism in Eukaryota, Viridiplantae, Streptophyta, Magnoliopsida, Poales, Poaceae. The record is from RefSeq and is a predicted model, not a curated record.
ACUCUCACACCUUUCUUGCAACUCACCUACCCACAACAAACCUUCAGAGCAAUAUAGGUGGAGUGAUUAAGUAAAGAAUUCAAAAUUCAACUAGUAUCAUACAUAAUUUGACAGCCAUUUCCGAAGACUUGGUAUCAAUACAUCAUCAGAUAGCCAUGGCUAAAUUCAGAGGAACACACACAUGUGAACUAUAUAUAUGCAUGAUGCAAUAGUCCUUCUGUACAAAAUGAUUCUUCAGUUACCAAUAGCUAUCAGCUGAUGCCUCUCUCUUCCAUCUGUUGAUCACUGCCACAGUUCGUCAGUUAGUUUGAAGCGAUCUCAGGAAGACAGAAGCAAGAAAAAGCAGGCCUUGUGAAUGCUGCAACUGACACUUGCAUCCAUUCUUCUUGCUUUCAUGUGUCACUGCUAGGGCAAGGGUGAUCACCACAUGGGAAGAGGAGACCACCUGCUGAUGAAGAACAGCAAUGCUGCUGCAGCUGCAGCUGCUGUCAAUGGAGGUGGCACCAGUUUGGAUGCUGCAUUGAGGCCUCUAGUUGGUUCAGAUGGCUGGGAUUACUGCAUCUACUGGAGGCUCUCUCCUGAUCAGAGGUUCUUGGAGAUGACAGGAUUCUGCUGCAGCAGUGAGCUUGAAGCACAGGUCUCAGCACUGCUGGACCUGCCUUCUUCAAUCCCACUGGACUCCUCCUCCAUAGGGAUGCAUGCGCAGGCAUUGCUGUCGAACCAGCCGAUCUGGCAGAGCAGCAGUGAGGAGGAGGAGGCUGAUGGCGGCGGUGGCGCCAAGACGCGGCUGCUGGUCCCCGUCGCCGGCGGCCUCGUCGAGCUCUUCGCGUCGAGAUAUAUGGCGGAGGAGCAGCAGAUGGCGGAGCUUGUCAUGGCGCAGUGCGGCGGCGGCGGCGCCGGGGACGACGGUGGGGGGCAGGCGUGGCCGCCGCCGGAGACGCCCAGCUUCCAGUGGGACGGAGGCGCCGACGCGCAGAGGCUGAUGUACGGCGGCUCGUCGCUGAACCUGUUCGACGCCGCCGCCGCCGACGACGACCCGUUCUUGGGUGGUGGUGGUGGUGACGCCGUGGGCGACGAGGCGGCGGCGGCGGGCGCGUGGCCGUACGCGGGGAUGGCGGUGAGCGAGCCGUCGGUGGCGGUGGCGCAGGAGCAGAUGCAGCACGCGGCGGGCGGCGGCGUGGCGGAGUCCGGGUCGGAGGGGAGGAAGCUGCAUGGCGGUGACCCGGAGGACGACGGCGACGGCGAGGGGCGCUCCGGCGGCGCCAAGAGGCAGCAGUGCAAGAACCUCGAGGCGGAGAGGAAGCGGAGGAAGAAGCUCAAUGGCCACCUCUACAAGCUCCGCUCGCUCGUCCCAAACAUCACCAAGAUGGAUCGCGCGUCGAUUCUUGGAGACGCGAUCGACUACAUCGUGGGGUUGCAGAAGCAGGUGAAGGAGCUGCAGGACGAGCUGGAAGACAACCAUGUCCACCAUAAGCCGCCCGACGUGCUCAUCGACCACCCGCCGCCGGCGAGCCUCGUCGGGCUCGACAACGACGACGCCUCGCCGCCCAACAGCCACCAACAGCAGCCGCCGCUCGCCGUUUCCGGCAGCAGCAGCAGGAGGAGUAACAAGGACCCAGCAAUGACCGACGACAAGGUCGGCGGCGGCGGCGGCGGUGGGCACCGGAUGGAGCCGCAGCUGGAGGUGCGUCAGGUGCAGGGGAACGAGCUGUUCGUCCAGGUGCUCUGGGAGCACAAGCCCGGCGGGUUCGUCCGCCUCAUGGACGCCAUGAACGCGCUCGGCCUCGAGGUCAUCAACGUCAACGUCACCACCUACAAGACCCUCGUCCUCAACGUCUUCCGCGUCAUGGUGAGGGACAGCGAGGUGGCGGUGCAGGCGGACAGGGUGAGGGACUCGCUGCUGGAGGUGACGCGGGAGACGUACCCCGGCGUGUGGCCGUCGCCGCAGGAGGAGGACGACGCCAAGUUCGACGGCGGCGACGGCGGGCAGGCUGCGGCGGCGGCGGCGGCGGCCGGUGGAGAGCACUACCACGACGAAGUCGGCGGCGGAUACCAUCAGCACCUGCAUUACCUCGCGUUUGAUUGAUGAUGAUGAUUGAUUUUACCAUCUACGUCUCACUACUAGUGUAUACACACUCGAAUUAUUCGAGAAAGAAACAUAAUGCUACGUACUAGUAAUAAUGGAUUUGAUAAGUAGUUGUCUAGUAUUUGUGAUUAAUGGCAUAUAUGCAUAAUGACUUGAUGACUGAAAUGUGGCUAGCUAGAAUUGUGGAUACUUCUAUCGAGUGUUUUUCCACUUUUGUUGGAAAAACUUUUGCUUGCCAA